AUUACUGUUCAAAAACAUUUGACUGGUAGUGUAUAUUUGAUAGAAAGCAGAAUAAAUUUAAAUAAAAUGUUAUUGAUUAUUUUUAUUUUAAAAAUAAAAUAAUUCAUUAAAUAUGAAGUGCACAAAAGCGGAUAAAUACACAAAUAUUACGCAAUUUUCUGAGCGAGAUGGUGUCUUAACUUACAGUCUAAUCUUUGACCUCAUCUUCUGUGUCAUAUGGGGCGCUGGUCAUUCUAGUGCUGUUCUUAUCUCUCAGCUCUGUAUCUCACUACACUGAUUAUUCACCUCUCCCAUUCAUUAUUAUGUGACAUUUAUAGACCCUCAUUCUAGAAUGUUUAGAAUGCUCCAUUACCUGUGUUUUGUAAUUGCAUGGUUGAAGCUCAUUCGUACAGGAGAGGUUAGCCACUCUGACCUGUUUUGAGUGUUUUUCUGCUUUGCUGUUUAUGUAGUGAUCCAGUGUUUGAAGGGGAUGGUGGUUAUAUAACAAGCAUGAAACUCCCAAAAUAACACGCAUGAGAAGAUUAUACACAAGCCAGUGGGUAUAUCAGUCUCCACCUGUGGCUUUCCACUGGUCUAUACACACACACGAACAUCAAAAAUCCUGACAAAAGUUCCUGCUAUACUCUUCUUUAUGCUUUAGCUUGCAGUUAAGUGAGAAAUAUGUGGGCCGUGAUUGUGUGGAGGUAAAUGAGAAGUGUGAAAAGAGAGUGUGAUUAUAAGUGUGUGAGGUUGUGCGUGCAUCUCAUGCUGUGUCUAUCUGUGUUGUGUGUUAAUAAGCUACCAUUGUCAUAAUUAGUUUACCCAUCUGGGCCUGCGAAAAGGCCACACGGAUUUUAGCAACAAGUUUAUCUCCUAGACAAUCCUGUCGUUAAUUACCUUCAGUAAACUCACUGAUAAGUAUGUUGCACAUUAACUUUACCAGAACAGUAAAACAAUGAGGAGCAGGGUCUUAUAAAGCAUUAUGUAAACUCCAGUAGAAUGAGGGUUAGUAUAACAUGACUCCAUUCGGGCAGCUAUGGGCCGCAUCCGCUGAUACCGAACUUUAAAUUAUUCAGUUCUGCUACUCUCGUUUGUGUUUGAGCGCUGUGGAUAAUUACACGGCAGCAGUUUGUGAUUAGUACUUGAGUCUAAGAAGGCGGAUGGCGAUUCCUACUUUCUGCAGGGAGAAUGCGUGCAUUGUUAUAACAAAGUCUUUGUUAUUGAGGUUAUGAAUAGGAAUCAUGGUAAAGCUCUAGAAAAACAACAGACGUCAGUCCCUUAGAGGAUGACAGUGACUCAAGUUUGUUUAUUGAAAAAGUACUGUAUACUCAAAGUCUGCUGCAUUUAGAAAGCCAAACAAUGUGUUUUAUUUACUCAAAAUUAAACUGUGUUUAUCAUGUGUUUUUGAUCUUAACAUGAUAUGUCAAGUUUUCUUACAUUUUUAUCUAGUUUAACAGUAAAACAUUAUCAGUUUUACACUGUAGGGUUGGUACGAUUUUUUUUAUUAUUUAUUUUUGCUGUUUUUACGCUUUUAGUUAGAUAGGACAGUGUAGUUUUGACAGGAAGCGAAGUGGGAGAGAGAGAAGGGGGUGGGAUCGGGAAAGGCCCACGAACCGGGAUUCGAACUCAGGUCGCCUGCAGCGCAGUGGCGCUAUAUGUUGACACGCUAACUACGAGGCUAUUGGUGCAAAUUGGUGGAUCUCCGUGUUGGCCGACACCUCCUCACAUCCCAGUAUUCUUUGCCUGGCAACCCUGUAACCAAGCACGGCCAAAUUGACCUGCGCACAUCCAUGGAUGGCAAAUACAAAGAGAUUGCGGAGGAGCUGUUCUCCCGCAGCCUGGCGGAGAGCGAGAUGCGGAGCGCUCCAUACGAGUUCCCUGAGGAGAGCCCUAUUGAGCAGCUGGAGGAGAGGCGACACCGACUGGAGCGGCAAAUCAGCCAGGAUAUCAAGUUUGAGCCUGAUAUCCUACUGCGAGCCAAACAGGACUUCAUGAAAACUGACAGUGCAACAGAUCUGGAGUAUAUGAAAGAACAAAGCCAGGCGCCCAAAGAACCCUAUCCUGAAAGAGAGCUCGUCCCUGAGAGGGAGUAUCAGAGAGUCGCGAUCUCUGGAGAGGAGAAAUGUGGGGUUCCAUUUACUGAUCUACUGGAUGCUGCUAAAUGUGUGGUCAAAGCUCUGUUCAUCAGAGAGAAGUACAUCUCUCUGUCCAUGCAGAGCUUCUGCAGGACCACUGCACGUUACCUGCAGGAGGAGCUGGGUGGCCGACCUCUGGACCUCAGUACUUAUGAGGAGAUGCCGGAGUCCUCUGUAUCUGCAGAUAAAACGGUUCACCCACCUGUGUCAGAAACCCACCCCUAUGAGGUUCUUGACCCUGCCAGCAUGCCCCCAGGUUUGGGCUACACUUGCAAGAUGGUGGAUGGGGUUGUUCAUGUGUACACGCACAAUUCCUCAGAGUUGGACUUGCCGUACCCAGACCUGCAGGAAUACAUAGCUGAUAUGAACAUGAUGAUGGCACUCAUCAUUAAUGGCCCAGUGAAAUCUUUCUGCUAUCGCCGGCUGCAGUACCUCAGCUCCAAGUUCCAGAUGCACAUUCUGCUAAAUGAGAUGAAAGAGUUGGCAGCACAGAAGAAAGUCCCUCAUCGUGAUUUUUACAACAUCAGAAAGGUGGACACACAUAUCCAUGCUUCAUCCUGUAUGAAUCAGAAGCACCUGCUGCGCUUCAUUAAAAGAGCCAUGAAGAAAUAUCCAGGUGAAAUCGUCCAUGUAGAACAAGGUCGAGGACAGACUCUAUCAGAUGUGUUUGAGAGCAUGAACCUGACGGCCUUUGACCUCAGCGUGGACACUCUGGAUAUGCAUGCGGAUCGUAACACAUUCCACCGUUUUGAUAAAUUCAAUUCCAAAUACAACCCCAUUGGAGAGUCCAUCCUCCGAGAAAUCUUUAUCAAGACUGACAACCAUAUUGAGGGGAAAUACUUCGGACACAUAAUCAAGGAGGUGAUGGCAGACCUGGAGGAGAGCAAAUAUCAGAAUGUGGAGCUGCGUCUCUCCAUCUACGGCCGCUCGCGAGAUGAAUGGGAUAAACUGGCUCAGUGGGCCGUCAAACACAAAGUUUACUCAGAUAACGUGCGCUGGCUGGUGCAGGUGCCCCGGUUAUUCGAUGUGUACCACACCAAAAAGCAGCUAUCGAACUUCCAGGAGAUGCUAGAGAACAUUUUUAUGCCUCUGUUUGAAGUCACUGUCAAUCCCAGCAGCCACCCAGAGCUGCACCUCUUUCUGCAACAUGUUGUGGGGUUUGACAGUGUGGAUGAUGAGUCCAAACCUGAGCAACACAUCUUUAACCUGGACAGCCCAAAACCUGUGAACUGGACGGAGGAGGACAAUCCUCCAUAUUCUUAUUAUCUGUACUACAUGUAUGCAAAUAUGACUGUACUCAACCACCUGCGCAGGCAAAGAAACUUGAAUUCGUUUGUAUUACGUCCACACUGUGGAGAGGCAGGCCCUAUUCACCACCUCGUGUCUGGAUUUAUGCUGUCAGAAAAUAUUUCCCAUGGCCUGCUUCUGAGAAAAGCUCCUGUACUGCAGUAUCUUUAUUACCUGGCUCAGAUCGGCAUUGCCAUGUCUCCACUCAGCAACAACAGUCUCUUUCUCAGUUACCAUCGAAAUCCGCUGCCUGAGUACCUGUCCAGAGGCCUCAUGGUGUCUUUGUCCACUGAUGACCCACUGCAGUUCCACUUCACAAAGGAGCCGCUGAUGGAGGAGUACAGCAUCGCUGCUCAGGUGUGGAAGCUGAGCUCAUGUGACAUGUGUGAGCUGGCCCGAAACAGUGUGCUCAUGAGUGGAUUUUCUCACCAGGUGAAAAGCUACUGGCUGGGGCCUCAUUACAUCAAAGAGGGGCAGGAGGGCAACGACAUCAGACGCACUAAUGUUCCAGACAUCCGAGUGGCGUACCGCUUUGAGACGCUGUGUGAGGAGCUGAAUCUGAUCACCCAGGCCGUGCGGUCAGAGGAGCUGGAGAUGCUUGAAGAGCAGGGGUCCCUGUGCAUGGGUGCAGGGCCGGCCAGACGUUAGCAGUGUCAUGCACUUUCAGUUAUUCACCCAGUGCAGAAUGUGAGUGAAAGGUGAUUCAGGAAAAAGCAAGUGGUACUCUCUGCAGAGUCAAAUCACUUCCAGCUCCACCUCUCUGGACGUCUAAUGGAGUAAAGGGAUAGAGUAGCUCCACCUGUUUGGCACAAACUACAUUCACUCCUCCUCAAUGGACGUCUAGCGAGGAGCAGCUACAUAUAAACUCCACCCAUUUGCCCUGCAGUGAGCAGCCUCUCGGGAAAUGUGGCACAGUCUUACUGUGUUUGACUCUACUGGUGUUCAACUAAACCUCCCCCCCUCUAUUUUUUUUUUUUUAAUACUAUAUUUGGGUAUUUGUGAGAAAUGUACUGUUGUUUUUUUGGUUGGGAAGAGCAGGUUUAAACUUCUCAUUACAAGAUAAUUUGCACAAAGGAAAUGCCAAUGUUGUGUUUGACAAACACAUAAACAUUUUGAUGAAUACCAACUGGAAACACUUACAGUAUCUGCGAAGGCUCCAGAAAUCCACAGUCAAGCAUCAGGAAACCCUAGAAAUUUCCCCCUUUGUUACUGUGGACCUUACACUGUUGUUAAACCUGCAGUCCAGCAUGAAAUCUGUGAAAUGGUUUACACCAUCAUAGAUAAUAAGCAUUUGGUGUCGCUUGUACACUUGUUUUGAAUGCUAACAGCCAUAAACAAUUGUUCUUUGGCUACUAUGUGUGAGCUCAAAUACCCAUGCACAUCUCUGCCAUGAGCCGUCAACAUCCUGUCAUUUUUAAAUGGAUUUUUAUCUCCUUUAUAUGCUUGAUUGUAACAGGUUCUGUUCUAUUAAGUUUAUUAUUGUGAUGGUAUUUAUUUUAUAGUGGUCGUAUCCUUUGAGUCAUUUAGCCAUUUUUAUGUGUGUUUGUAAUUGAAUAAUGAUUAGUGCUAUUUAUUGUAAAUCAGACAUGAUAAUAUCAAAGUGAAGUUUAUUUUUUCUGCUGUAUUCUGUAUCUCAUAAUUAAAAUAUAAUUCUAAGAGUC
Messenger RNA from Labeo rohita (rohu), 5062 nucleotides. RefSeq names its product adenosine monophosphate deaminase 2b (gene ampd2b). The transcript has 18 exons. Gene Ontology annotation, biological process: AMP metabolic process; IMP salvage. NCBI's taxonomy places the organism in Eukaryota, Metazoa, Chordata, Actinopteri, Cypriniformes, Cyprinidae. Gene Ontology annotation, molecular function: AMP deaminase activity. The record is from RefSeq and is a predicted model, not a curated record. Gene Ontology annotation, cellular component: cytosol. Bases 1770 to 4049 code for a protein of 759 amino acids.